Morchella sextelata is the source of this 1098-nucleotide messenger RNA. RefSeq lists its product as uncharacterized. NCBI's taxonomy places the organism in Eukaryota, Fungi, Ascomycota, Pezizomycetes, Pezizales, Morchellaceae. Bases 1 to 1098 code for a protein of 365 amino acids. The transcript has a single exon. The record is from RefSeq and is a predicted model, not a curated record. Gene Ontology annotation, biological process: DNA integration. Gene Ontology annotation, molecular function: nucleic acid binding.
AUGCCGAUACCUGAGGGACCAUGGAUGGAUAUAUCGAUGGAUUUUGUUACUGAUCUCCCUGAGAGCGAUGGAUACAAUGCAAUCUUGGUUGUGGUAGAUAGAUUAACUAAAAUGCGACAUCUAAUACCAACGACUAAAGAGGUAGAUUCAAAGGAAGUAGCAAGGCUAUAUAUCGAUAAUGUUUGGAAGUUACAUGGAUUACCUGAUACUAUUGUAUCUGAUCGAGGGACACAGUUCGUUGCGGAAUUUUGGAAGUCGCUUUGUGAUCGGUUGGAAAUAUCACCAAAAUUCUCUACUGCAUUUCACCCUCAAACAGAUGGACAAACGGAAAGAAUCAAUGCCGUAAUGGAACAGUACCUCCGAAGCUAUAUUUCUUACCAACAAGAUGAUUGGGCUCGAAUGCUACCAAUGGCUGAAUUUGCGACAAACAAUCAUGUCUCCGAAACAACAAAGGUCUCCCCGUUCUAUGCUAAUUCGGGAAGAAAUCCAAGGAUGACUUUUGGCCCUUUGGAACAUGGUCGAACGACGGCGGAGGAUCAGGCGAACCGUAUUGCAAGAGAAAUGAAGGAUGUAAUGGAUUUUCUAAGAGAAGAGAUGUUUCGGGCGCAAAAGAUACAAGAAGAAUCAGCCAAUAGAAAUCGAACUCCAGCUCCUCAUUACCAUUUAGGAGACAAGGUUUUCCUAUCAACUCGCCAUAUUCUAACGAAACGACCUUCCAAGAAAUUCGAUUGGAAACGUAUUGGACCCUAUAGCAUUAAGCGGAUUGUCAACCCCUAUGCUUAUGAAUUGGAACUUCCCCGAUCGAUGAAAAUACAUCCAGUAUUUCAUGUCUCAUUAUUGUCUCCUGAAGCAGGCAAUCUUCUACCUGGACAACGACAGUCGCCACCACCUCCGGUUGAGAUCGAAGGAGAGGAAGAAUGGGAAGUUGAAGAUAUUUUGGAUUCGAGGGAACGAAGAGGAAGGUUUGAGUACUUGGUACGAUAUACAGGAUAUGAUGAAGUCUCCUGGCAACCACUAUCGGACCUUGAGCAUUCAUCUAAUAUUGUCAAACGAUUCCACGAACGUUAUCCGGAGAAACCUAAGCCUACCAGGAGGUAG